UGUAGGAAGUGUGUACUGUGGUACCUCCUAACCUCAGAUAAAAUGCAGAGUUAGAAACGUUUGUAAUAUUUACUCAUAAAAUGACGAAUAAUUUGUUAAUUUUUAUUCCGCAAAGGCUAUGUAGUGCACAGUCUGGUUACGUACUUGGCAAAGUGGUACACGAUGCACAUAGCGAUUUGAAAAAAUUUUAUAUUAUUAGUGUGCGCGAAGCUGACUCCUUAGAUUUAACAAAAUCUACGUUAGACACCGUUGGAUAUUAUUCCAAUACAAAUAAUUCCAACGAAUUUUCGGACCGCAAAUAUUCAGACUGGAUACACAUUAUAGCAAGGUCUUCCGAGAAUGGACAGGAAGAGUAUUAUCCGACGAACAUUGUUGUUAAUAAUAAACGAAUAGAUUUGUCAGUAACACGUACCACAAUUGUCUUGUAUGACAAAUUGGCGUUACAGGAAACAGAAUUGUUCGAGAGCAAAGCUGCAUCGGGUGACCAUUUCUAUGAACUCGCAAAACUCAUCCAAGGUAAAAAGGAUGAGCUGAAGAUCAAAUCUAGAUUUGCACGGAUCUGGGAAACUCUGUUGAUUUAUCAUAUGAUCUGCCAAUUGUAUCUUGUCCUAUUGCUGUCCAAAGUGACUGAGAAGUUGUUGCUGGUUUUGAAGUAUUCUUCCCUCGGCUUACAUGUGCAUAGUUGGUUGGAGAAUAUCAAAUGGAUGUUAGUCACAGUUGUACGAAAUAGAGGUUUUAAGCUGAAAACAGGAAACUAUGCUUUGGCAAUUAUAAUAGAUAUGGCACUAGGAAUCUUUGUAUUAAGAUUAUUGCAGUAUUACAUUAAGGAUCAACCAUCACAACUACUUUUAAACAAUGCAGAGAAAGUUGUAGACACUCUGAAGGAUUUGAUUAAUUGGUUGAUGGGUGCACCAGCUGGCUUGAAGCUUAAUCAUGCUCUGAAUAAUAAUAUGGGCAAAUUUUUCUUAUAUCAUAUACAACUCUGGUGGAUGUUUCUGAUAUUCUCAAAGCCGCUUCUAGACUUUGCAUUCGAAAUAUUACUCCUAUUUGGAAGGCUAGGUAUCACAUUUCAAAUAUCCAUAGUCGCGGAUCUUCUAGCUCUCGUCAGCUUUCACAUAUAUUGCAUAUAUGUUUAUGCAGCAAGGCUCUUUAACAUUCAGUUGAGAGGCAUCACAGCACUCUUCAGACUCUUCCUUGGGAAGAAGAAAAAUCCUCUGCGUGAAAGAGUAGAUUCUUGUCAGUAUCAAACGGACCAACUGUUCAUUGGGACACUGUCGUUUACCAUUCUUUUAUUCCUAAUGCCAACAACGUGGGUAUAUUACACAGUAUUUACAUUGCUCAGACUAGUAUUGAUUGGGUUUGGCGGUUUUCUCACCAGAUUGAAAUUUUAUUUACAAGUUAUGCCGAUUUAUACCUUCUGGAAGUGGUUGCUGCGAUCUUACAGCACCUGCAGCAUUAUCGAUAUCAAAUUACAUCCUCAUUGCACGGAAGGUCUGACGGUAUUAUCGAUGACUAUGGUUGUUGCACCUUGGAGGCUUACGUGGAAAAAGUGUAUUCCAGAUACGAUCAUUUGCCACCCGUCCAUCGAAUGGCGCGUGAUAUUACAUAAUAUCAUAUGGGGUCAAUUAUUAUAUCCGCUAUGAAAAUCUUGUAUGGAAAAAAAAUGUAUGUUGAAGUUCUGUUACAUGUUUUUACAAAAAAUGGGAUAUUUAUUAUACUACA
Molecule: messenger RNA, 1722 nt
Organism: Linepithema humile (Argentine ant)
Lineage: Eukaryota; Metazoa; Arthropoda; Insecta; Hymenoptera; Formicidae
Gene: PIG-Q
Product: phosphatidylinositol glycan anchor biosynthesis class Q
Biological process (GO): GPI anchor biosynthetic process
Cellular component (GO): membrane; endoplasmic reticulum
Source: RefSeq, a predicted model, not a curated record